This is a messenger RNA of Linum trigynum, 1380 nucleotides long. The record is from the annotation of a GenBank genome assembly. Lineage: Eukaryota; Viridiplantae; Streptophyta; Magnoliopsida; Malpighiales; Linaceae.
UUCGUAGUUACAACACUGACGAUUUUCAUGCGAUCUGGUGUUUCGUUUGAUUCCUAGUAUAUUAGUUUUCCUUGUGUGCCAUGAUUUUGUGUACUUCUUGUGCAAUCAUUUCUGUCAGUGACACAGCAAAAAAGCCCUAUGAGACGAUGCACUUUACUCUGUCAUAACCUUAAUGUGAUUAUUGGUUUGUUUCAACUACAAUUCUUGCAGAUUUAUCGCAUGUGUUCGCAUCUGUUAGCAGGGACAUCAAUUUCAUCGAUCACACCAGUGACCUUGGAUGGAAAGAGUAGGCUGCCCCAUCCACAUUUUGAUAAUAUAUUUGUUUGUAUAAGUCCAGGUAAAAUCUAAAUACAUUUGGUUAACAAUUCUGAUGUAGAUCUCAAAGGUUCCAGCCCAUUGUAGUUGAUCCAGGGAUUUAUCUUGCACGAAGAACCCAGAUCUUUUAUGCUACAGAGAAGCGGACAUUACCAGAUGCUUUUAAAAUAUUCACUGGCAAGUUUAUACUCUUGAAGCGACUUAACCAUACAUGUGUAGUAGUUUGCAUCUUUGCUUAAAACUAGUUCAUUUACUAGAGAGUUACGAUUUUCAAAAUUGCAGGUUCCCCAUGGGUCAUCUUGAGUCGAUCAUUCAUGGAGUACUGCAUUCUCGGUUGGGACAGCCUUCCACGUGUCCUCCUCAUGUAUUUCAACAACGUGGUUUUAUCUGAAGAGAGCUACUUCCAAACGGUCGUAUGCAAUGCACCAGAAUUCAAGAACACCACUGUAAAUAACAACCUGCGAUUCAUGGUGUGGGACAAUCCUCCCAAGAUGGAACCCCAUUUUCUCAACAACUCGGAUUACGAUCUUUUAUCCCAGAGCGGAGCAGCUUUCGCGCGGCAGUUUCGGAACGAUGAUUCUGUCCUUGGCAUGAUCGACGAGAAGAUCCUCAGACGUGGUCGUAAUCGAGUUGUACCAGGUGCGUGGUGCUCAGGUCGAUCGAGCUGGUGGUCCGACCCUUGCUCCGAGUGGGGGGAUGUGAAUCUCGUGAAGCCGGGACCUCAGGCUAAAAAAUUUGAAGACACCAUCUCAAAUCUUCGUGAUGAAUGGAGUUCACAGAUGAAUCAGUGCAAAGAUAGUGCAUCAUAAGUAAUCCAUCGAUCAGUUUGCCUGUUGGUUUGCUUGGUGCAAGUAUUUUUGCAUCUGAAUUUUGUCGAAAAGGAAUCCCUUACAGUUCAUUAUUUCCUGGCGAUCUCUGCUCAUGGAAGUGUUAAUCAAGAAUUACUAGGCAAGAGUGGCAGAGUUGAUUAGGGUUGGGAGGAAAGCAAGGGAAUUUCACAGGGUACAACUUUUGGGUAGCCAGUGUUUGGGAUGAUGCAGCCUGCAAUAACAGUGAAAUUCCAUA